This is a messenger RNA of Mytilus trossulus (common blue mussel), 932 nucleotides long. Its product is annotated as E3 ubiquitin-protein ligase TRIM9-like. Lineage: Eukaryota; Metazoa; Mollusca; Bivalvia; Mytilida; Mytilidae. The transcript has 4 exons. The record is from RefSeq and is a predicted model, not a curated record. The coding region runs from base 48 to 932 and encodes 294 amino acids. Gene Ontology annotation, molecular function: zinc ion binding.
AAAUACUACUACACAUAGAUCUACCUGUGAUACACUACACAACCAGAAUGGCACAGGCUGCUUCUAAAACGUGUGAAAUUUGUAUAUCAAGUCCUGGGCAUAACUUCUGUGAACAGUGUGAACAGUUGUUUUGUGAUGGAUGUAAAAUAUCUCAUUUACGGACAAAGAUGACCAAGAAUCACACAUUUCUAAGUGGUCCUAACAUUAACCCGGAAGUUAAACUAUAUUGUAAAGAACAUGAUGAAAACUUCAUAUAUUAUUGCAUGGAAUGUAGUUUACCAGUCUGUAAGAUAUGUGCUAUUAAAAGCCACAAAAAACAUGAUUUAUCGGAGAUUAAUGAAUCACUUGAAAGUAUCAAGGCUGAAGUAAAAAUUGAUGUUGAAACGAAAAUUAAAAAGCUCCAGUCAAUUAUAGCAGAAAUCGAUCAAGGUACCCAUACACAUCAAGUUGAUGUACAGGGAGUCAUUCAGGCUAUAAGAGAAGAAGGCAAACACUUGAAAGAGAUGAUUGAUACGAAAGUCGAAGAUCUUAUUGACACGCUGAAGGAGAAAGACACAGGGAUUGUUCAAACCUUACAGUCUGUUGGCAAUGAGUUAAAAACAGCUUUGGAUAAGGCAAAGGAGCAGCAGCAAUUUUAUCAAGACACCCAGGGAAUAAAAGAUACUACGAAAUUGUUACAGAAACUAAAACAAAUAAAGUCACAAAUCGAUCAAAUAGAAGUAGUACAGAUUCCCAUCAUGCCAUCAGUCAAAUAUGCCAAAAAGACAGUAGCAGAGAGUGAAAUAGGGAAACUAUUUGGGGAACUAACAUUUAGAGAAACUGUCAAAAAAGAAGAAAACCCUAAACCUAAGGAGAACGUCAGAGUUACAAGAACAGCCAAACAAUACAGAUACAGAUGCAAUUAUUGCAAGACAGAAAUAACUUCUGAGUAA